GAGGCCUGUGGGAGGGGCAGCUGCAAGUAGAGUGGACAAAAUUCAACCCUGGAGUAGUCAGCCCGCCGCACUCUGCGCCUCCCUCAAGAAGGACUCACCUUUCGCCCGUAACGAGGGAGCUUUGCGUUUGAUCGUAUCUCAUGGAGGGCAGGAUCACCUGGGGACUGUGGCUGCUCGUGCUUCUCGUGGCAUGUGGGCGCCUGGCGGCUUUCAACCUGGACACCGAAAAUGUCCAGAGGAAGAGCGGGGAUAAAGGGAGCCUGUUCGGCUUCUCUCUCGCCAUGCACCGGCAGCUUGAACCGAAGGACCAGAGAAUGCUGCUGGUUGGUGCCCCAAGAGCGAAAUCCUUAAAAGGUCAAAAAGCUCAAGUGACAGGAGGACUCUACAGAUGUGACAUGAGCUCCAACUCAGCUAGCUGCCUCAGAGUUAACUUUGAUAAUGAAGAGGACUUAACCAGAGAAAGCAAAGAGAACCAGUGGAUGGGAGUGACGGUCAACAGUCAGGGGCCAGGAGGCAAGAUUGUGACCUGUGCCCAUCGCUACCAGCGCCGGACCAACGUGAACACACCCAUUGAAUCCCGUGACAUUAUUGGCCGCUGCUACGUGCUGAGUCAGGACUUGACAAUCAAUCCCAGAUCAGGUGAAGAUGGAGGUGGCUGGCACUUUUGUGACAGCCGACCCAGAGGCCAUGAGAUGUUCGGCUCCUGCCAGCAGGGCCUCUCUGCCACGUUCGACAACGACUACCACUACCUCAUCUUUGGGGCUCCUGGAGCAUACAACUGGAAAGGUGUGGUACGCUUGGAACAAAAGAACGACACCUUCUUGGAGAUGGAUAUCUAUGACGAUGGCCCUUUUGAGGCGGGAGAUGAGAGAGAAAAGAACCCCGACCUGGUCCCUGCCCCUGCCAACAGCUACUUGGGCUUCUCUCUGGACUCGGGGAAGAGUUUGACCAAGAAGGGGGAGCUGACAGUGGUGGCGGGAGCCCCUAGAGCAAACCACAGCGGGGCGGUGGUGCUGCUGAAGAGAGGCCCAUCCUCAAGCAACAUCUUGCUGAGAGAGUACACCCUGGAAGGGGAGGGGCUGGCCUCAUCUUUCGGCUACGACCUAGCUGUGCUGGAUCUCAAUGGGGACGGUUGGCAGGACAUAGUAGUGGGAGCACCUCAGUACUUUGAGAAGGACGGAGAAAUUGGUGGAGCUGUCUAUGUCUACGUCAACCAAGCAGGAAACUGGAACAAAGUCAAACCAACCAGAAUAGACGGAACUAAGGACUCCAUGUUUGGCCUGGCCGUGGAAAACCUGGGGGACAUCAAUCUGGAUAGUUACCAUGAUUUUGCUGUGGGAGCUCCUUAUGAGAAUGAUGGUGCCGGGAAUGUUUACAUCUACAGCGGAUCAGCCACAGGACUCAGCUCUAAAAAAGCUGUACAGGUGCUGUCCGGCCAGCCUUUAAGAGUGAGUCUGUUUGGCUACUCUUUGGCAGGCAACAUGGACCUGGAUAAGAACUCCUACCCCGACAUGGCUGUCGGAUCCCUCUCCGACUCUGUCUUUGUCUACAGAGCCCGUCCAGUUAUUAACAUCAAGAAAGAAAUCAAGUUCACACCGAAGGAAAUUGACCUUACCAAGAAGAACUGUGACAACAAAUUCUGCUUUACUAUUGACGCAUGCUUCACCUACAUUUCCAACUCCAAGAGCUACGCUCCAGAACUGAUUGUGGAGUUCUCCCUCGAGGCAGACGCUGACCACCGGAAGCGCGGUCUUACUCCCAGGGCGACCUUCAAGGAUUUGUCCUCCUCCCCUGAAAACUACAAAUUAAAAGGGACCAUCAAAAUGAGCAGCAAAGAAGCGAUACAUUGUGUUACACGUCACCUUGUCCUAACGGAAAAUAUUCGAGACAGGCUGCGUGGGAUCCCCAUCGAUGUGUCCGUGGACAUCCAGAACGCCAAACGUAAACGCAGACAGAGCUCAGUUCCUCAACUGCAACCUGUCCUGGACACCAACGAGCCGGCGACGACUCGAGCAGAGGUUAAUUUCCUGAAGGAGGGUUGUGGCAGCGACAAUGUGUGCCAGAGCAACUUGCAGGUGAAAUAUCGCUAUGGCUACAGGACAACUGACGAAGACACGUUUGUUCCAUUAGAAUUAGAGAAUGGCGUGCCGGUGAUCUCGCUCAAGGAUCAGAAGGACAUCGCCUUGGAGGUCAAAGUAACCAAUCUCAAUGGAGAUGAUGCACACGAAGCCUCUUUGAAGGCCAACUUCCCAAGCUCCCUGACUUACUCUGCAUACCGUGGUGCACCUCGUCAGCUGCAGGUAAACUGCAAAGCCAGUAAAAACGGUUCUGAUGCUGAAUGUGACCUUGGGAACCCCUUCAAACGUGACUCAGAGACGACCUUCUACAUUAUUUUGGGUACAGCAGGCAUCUCUCUCAACACCACUGAACUGGAGAUUGAUCUUCAGCUAAAAACGACAAGUGACCAGCAAAAAUUAGAUCUCGUCAAAGCAAAGGCAAAGGUGGCCAUCCUGUUGCAGCUGUCUGUGACAGGACAAGCCAAGCCGUCUCAGGUCUACUUUACAGGAGAGGUCAAAGGUGAGACUGCAAUGAAGACUGAAAGUGACACUGGCAGUGCCAUCACACAUCAGUUGAGAAUAAUCUACCUGGGAAAGCGAUUGAGAGACUUUGGCACCGCCACCCUCACCAUCAAGUGGCCAAAGCUGACAGAGCAGGGCAAGUGGCUGCUCUACCUGAUGAAGAUCAGCUCCACAGGAGUGGAGCAGAUGGACUGCUCUCCGAAAGACGAGAUCAACAGUCUUGGCCUGGAACCAAGUAACACCAGGACGAGAAGAGCAGCAAGAAACACCCAGGGAAGUGAUGAGGGCAUUAUUUCCCGGUUUAUUGACACCAAGAAAUCAAUAUCUCUGUCCUGUGACAGUGGGGCACAAUGUGUGACCAUAAAGUGCCCCCUGCGGGGCCUGGAAAGUAAUGCAUUCAUCACUCUGCACUCUCGCCUCUGGAACAGCACCUUCAUCGAGGAUUUUUCAAAGUUACAUCAUGUGGAGGUGACAGUGAAGGCCUCUCUGCACGUUGAUAGCACAAAGAACACAGUGCUGGAAAAUGCUGAGACAGAGGUGAGACUGACGGUUUUCCCAGAGAGGCGUGCAGCUCAGUAUGGAGGAGUAGCGUGGUGGAUCAUCGUGCUGUCCAUCCUGCUUGGGCUGCUGUUGUUGGCCCUCUUGGCUUUCCUUCUCUGGAAGUGUGGCUUUUUCAAGCGUGCCAAAUAUGAAGACAAGGUUCCCAGUUACAAUGCAGUUCGGAUUAAACGGGAGGAGAGAGCGAUAAACCCUGGGAAUGGUAACUGGGAUAACCUGGAAAAGAAGCCCUGGAUGACAACCUGGCAUGACAAUGACCAUUAUUCUUAACAGCCGAUGAAAUCUGACUCCACACAGAUUUCUGUUGCUUACUGUUGAACUCCCAGUUUCACCGAUUUUUUUCCUGCCCUGUCUUUGCACAGCUUGGACUAUAAAAAUCAAGAAAGAAAAAAAUCUUUUGUAAACUUUUUAGUAGGACUAAAAACUUGAUCAAACAUCCUGCUUCAGGAGCUGAUUUGAUCUCGGAUAGUCUGUAUGAAUCACUGGAAGGAGAGUUGGUCCUGCACAAUUACUGUUUGUCUGUCUUUAGAGCUUGUUUUGUACAUUGACUACGUUCAGUGUUGACUAGGG
Xiphias gladius (swordfish) is the source of this 3707-nucleotide messenger RNA. RefSeq names its product integrin alpha-6-like. The coding region runs from base 141 to 3407 and encodes 1088 amino acids. Gene Ontology annotation, cellular component: integrin complex; external side of plasma membrane. The record is from RefSeq and is a predicted model, not a curated record. Lineage: Eukaryota; Metazoa; Chordata; Actinopteri; Istiophoriformes; Xiphiidae. Gene Ontology annotation, biological process: leukocyte migration; cell-matrix adhesion; integrin-mediated signaling pathway. Gene Ontology annotation, molecular function: integrin binding. The transcript has 25 exons.